AUGUUCCCGUCGCUGGUGAACUGCUGUACUAUUGACUGGUUCACAAAAUGGCCACCAGAAGCAUUACUUUCCGUCGCUGAACAGUGCCUUCAGCCUCUUGGAGACCAAAAUAUUAUACACAAGAUCUCUAUGCUAUGCGUCACAAUGCAUCAGGAUGUAGACGUAAUGACUGAUCGACUGUAUGACGAAAUGCGACGUUAUUUCUACACAACACCAAGUAGUUAUUUGGACCUCUUGAAGCUGUACCUAGGUCUUCUGGACAAGAAACAACAGGAGAUAAUACGAGGGCGGGACAGAAUCUCCUGUGGACUACAUAAACUAUACGAGACGUACGAAGUAGUCGGCGUUAUGGAGCAACAGGUGCGUGAUAUGGAGCCAGUACUCGCUAAGAAAGCUGAAGAAGGCAUGGCGUUAGUAGCUCGUUUGAAGGUGGAACAGAAGGCUGCAGAUGAAGUAAAGCAAGCUGUUAUGAAGGAUGAGGCGGCAGCAAAGGUUAAAGCUGAAGAGGUAAAGCAGAUCGCAGAUGAAGCAAAAGCCGAUCUGGCUCUCGCGAUGCCAGCUAUGGAAGCUGCACAAAAUGCCCUCAAAGCCUUAAAUAAAGCAGACAUAAAUGAAUUAAAGGCUUUCCAGAAGCCACCCGCCCUGGUGCGCUUUGUGAUGGAGCCUGUCUGCAUACUACUCGGUGCUAAGCCUGAUUGGGACUCAACUAAAAAGAUGCUGGCAGAUGUGAAUUUUAUCCGAAAUCUAGAAGAGUACGACAAAGAUCACAUACCUGACGCCCUUUUGAAGAAAAUCAAAGUGUAUCUUACCCAUAAGGAUUUUAAUCCCGAAACCGUUGUUAAAGUUUCAAAGGUAUGCCGUUCGAUGGUGUUAUGGGUGCAAGCGAUUGACAUGUAUGCAAAAGUGUUCAGAGUCGUCGAGCCAAAGAUUUUAGCGCAUAAAGAAGCUGCGGCCAUAUUGAAGAGUGUAAUGGCUGUCUUAAGAGCUAAACAGAAGGAAGUUGAGGCCAUAGAAGCACAGCUUGCAAAAAUGUUGGAUGAGCUUAAGGUCGUCGAAGAAGAACGUCAGAAGCUGCAAGCUGACGUUGAUUUGGCCGCGGCGAGGUUGUCGCGUGCAGGAAAAUUGACACAGGCCCUGGCAGACGAGAAAACACGUUGGGAAGAAAGCGUGCAGACGGCAACAUACAAACUCAAGUGUACGACCGGUGAUAUAAUUAUUGCCUCCGGUUGUAUCGCCUACUUCGGCGCAUUUCCUUCCCACUACCGACGGGAACUUGAAAGCAAAUGGGUCGAACAUUGCCACUCACUUGAGAUUCCCUCCUCCGAUAGUUUUGACUUAAUUCAGGUUAUGGCUGAUUCAUACACUGUGCGAACUUGGAACGCCCAGGGACUUCCACGCGACGCUGUUUCCACCGAGAAUGGAAUUUUAGUUACUAGAGCUGGAAGAUGGCCCUUAACGGUUGACCCACAGGAACAGGCAAACAGAUGGAUCAAGAGUAUGGAGAAGGAGAACGGACUACAAAUCACGAAGCUUGUGGAUUCUGGGUACUUGCGUGUCUUAGAAAAUUGUAUUAGACUCGGUUGGCCAAUGCUUAUAGAAGAUCUUGGCGAGCAGCUCGAAGCAACUCUGUCGCCUGUCUUGCUUAAACAGACGUUUCUUCAGGCUGGACGGUUACUCAUACACCUGGGUGACAGCGAUAUUGAGUAUGACACUAACUUCCGGUUAUACCUAACCACGAAACUGGCUAAUCCACACUACUUGCCCGAGAUCUGUAUUCAAGUGACUCUAGUUAACUUUACAGUUACGUUAUCGGGUCUCGAAGAACAGCUGUUAGCGGAUGUUGUACGUUUAGAACGCCCGGACUUAGAGGUGUUACGUACGGAAUUGAUAGUUCGGAUCAAUGCAGACAAAGCGACAUUGCUAGAGAUCGAAGAUAAGAUACUACGGCUGCUAUAUGCAUCUUCAGGAAACAUCCUUGAUGAUGAAGAACUUAUAGAGACCCUCAACGAAAGUAAGGAAACAUCUGAAAUAAUAAACGCGCGUUUAGCCGAAACAGAAGCUACUGAAGUGAGCAUAUCCGCAGCGCGCGAGAAGUAUCGUACUGUGGCAACCCGGGGCGCUGUAUUGUAUUUUGCGGUUGCACAACUAGCCGAAAUUGACCCAAUGUACCAGUUCUCAUUGAAAUAUUUUACACAGGUCUUUAACCUUGUGAUAGAGAAGAGUGAAAAAUCUGAUAUACUUGAGAAGAGAUUAGAAAUUCUACACGAUGAGAUCACUCUAUCCGUCUAUAGGAAUGUUUCUCGAGGCCUUUUCGAAAGACAUAAGCUUGUAUUCAGUUUUCUUUUGAAUAUGGCAAUAUACUUACACGCUGGAAAGGUUAGCUCGGAACAAUGGAACUAUAUAUUGAGAGGACCAGCGGGAACUAAAGUUGUGCCAGCGAAGAAACCGCCGGUCGAAACAUUAUCAGACCAGCAAUGGUUGUCAGCAAAUCAUUUGAAUGAAAUGGAUCCAAGUUUUGCUGGCCUACUUGAAGACUGUCUAAGGAAAAUAGAUAUCACUCUUGGAACAUUUAGUGUGGAAAUUUAUAUAAAUGUAAAAGACAAGACCCCAGCAAAGAAAGAUUGGAAUGCAAUCCUUACUCCAUUUGAGAAACUAAUGAUUAUCAAGAGCCUUAAGGAAGAGAAGUUAGUGUUCGCGAUAGCUCAGUACGUGAGCACCUGUCUUGGCAACGUUUUCAUUGAAAGUCCAACUGUCCAACUGAGUACACUAUAUGCCGAUACAGCUGCUCCGAUACCCCUCGUGUUUGUACUAAGUACGGGUUCAGAUCCAUUUGCAGCGUUUCUCAAGUUCGCUACAGAAAUGGGAAUGCGUGAUCGACUGCAUUCUAUAUCCUUAGGCCAAGGUCAGGGUCCUGUUGCAGAAAAGAUGAUUAACGCGGCAAAGCCCAAAGGAGAUUGGGUUUUCUUACAGAACUGCCACUUAGCAGCGUCCUGGAUGUUAAGUUUAGAAAUUAUAGUGGCUCUAAUGAGCGGAGAAUCAACCGGGCCACAUCCAGACUUUAGGCUUUACUUAAGCUCCAUGCCCACCCCGAAGUUUCCUGUCUCAGUCCUCCAAAACUCUGUAAAAGUUACCAAUGAACCACCAAAAGGUUUGAAGGCAAACGUCAAACGGGCAAUGAUUGAAAUGGACGAGGAUUUCUUCGAAAACCACAUUCUAGGCCAAGACUGGCGCACAAUGCUCUUUGGAAUAUGUAUGUUUCAUGCUAUUAUACAAGAGAGAAAGAAAUUCGGCCCUCUCGGGUGGAAUAUUACAUAUGAAUUUAACAAUAGUGAUCGCGAAUGCGCCAUGCUAAAUUUGCAGAUGUUUUGCGAAGAUGGUCAUAUUCCGUGGGAUGCCUUGGAGUAUAUUACGAGCCAAAUAACGUAUGGGGGUCGAGUUACAGACAUGUGGGAUCAGCGUUGUUUGACAACAAUUUUAACACUAUUCUUUUCCGCUCCGACUUUAGAAGAGGGGUACAUAUACUCUUCCUCUGGCACCUAUUUUUGUCCCAGGGCUGAAAAAUUAGAACAAGUUAGAGAGUAUAUAGAAACGCUACCCGGUAUUGAAAACCCCGAAAUAUUCGGAAUGCACGAGAACGCUAAUAUUGCUUUUGAGAAUAAAGAAACAACUACGCUGGUACAGACUAUAGUCGAUGUACAGCCUCGAGCAGGUGGUGGUGGAGGCGGGGAAACCCCAGAUCAAAUAGUUUGGAGAAUUUGUGAGAACACUCGAGCAGUCGUUCCCACCAAAAUUGAUAGAACUCUCAUACAUUCAGACCUAAUGGUGCCAGACGACAUGGGCCAGUUGCACUCUUUAACCAUUGUACUUCUGCAUGAAACGGAUAGAUUCAAUAAACUUUUAUCCUUAAUACACGUAUCUUUAAAUGAACUUCAAAAAGCUAUAAAGGGUGUGGUGGUCAUGUCGGAGGCUUACGAAGAAGUAUUUAGCUCCUUCCUCAACAACAAAGUGCCGGGAAUGUGGCACAAAUCUGGCUAUAACUCGCUCAAGUCAUUGGGAAGCUGGAUACAUGAUCUCACCUUGAGAGUUGACUUUAUUGAGAAAUGGUUAAUCGAUGGCGCCCAAGUAAGCAGCUGGGUGUCGGGUCUGUUUUUCCCCCAAGGUCUUUUAACGGGCGCUUUGCAGGCGUACGCUAGACGAUACAGAGUGCCAAUCGAUGCACUCAUGUUUGACUUUGAGCCUAUUCCCCUUUUUCUAUCGCAGGAAGAUGUGUAUAAGUUUAACAAAAGAAAGAACAAGGAGGAUGAUGGUAGCAGUGUUUUUGGGGAUCUUAAGCGACCUGAAGACGGGGUAAACAUUCAUGGUCUAUUCAUAGACGCAGGUCGCUGGGACACGAAAAAAAAUUGCCUAACAGAUGCCUUGCCGGCACAAAUGAAUCCGCCUCUGCCGGUGGUGCGGUUCAAGCCAGUACUAUCUCUUCCGAAACCGGACCCGCGCUACGAAGCACCGCUAUACAAGACUUCGGAAAGGGCCGGCACUCUGUCAACUACAGGACACAGUACAAACUUCGUUCUGCCUGUAUUACUUCCCGCUGAUAUGCCUUCAGAAUUCUGGAUUAUUCGCGGCACUGCUCUUUUAACGCAAAUUACAGACUAG
Molecule: messenger RNA, 4653 nt
Organism: Pieris macdunnoughi
Lineage: Eukaryota; Metazoa; Arthropoda; Insecta; Lepidoptera; Pieridae
Source: the annotation of a GenBank genome assembly